Molecule: messenger RNA, 2679 nt
Organism: Thunnus maccoyii (southern bluefin tuna)
Lineage: Eukaryota; Metazoa; Chordata; Actinopteri; Scombriformes; Scombridae
Product: SAM pointed domain-containing Ets transcription factor
Exons: 6
Coding region: 330-1325 (331 amino acids)
Biological process (GO): regulation of transcription by RNA polymerase II; cell differentiation
Cellular component (GO): nucleus
Molecular function (GO): sequence-specific DNA binding; DNA-binding transcription factor activity, RNA polymerase II-specific
Source: RefSeq, a predicted model, not a curated record
UUUGUACACACCCCCAGCAGGUGCUUUCACUUGAAGUUUAGUUUGCAGUUGUGCUUUAGGCUGUGCCUUUCAGGUUAAGUGAAAUUCUGCCAGAAGCCUGGGAGGGUCCAAGGCCUCAGGCUUGGGGCUCUGCGACAGUCAUCAGGGGGAAACAGAUCGAAGGGUGUCCGCUGCCUGCUGCACCUCUCUCCUCAGGUAGCUCCCAGGCGUUCUGUCUGAUCUGAGCUCCAUCCUCAGCAGAGUCACGCAGCUGCACUGCAUCUGCUGCCAAUCAAGUCUUUGCCCCUGGCCAACCAAGAGCACAGAGCAUCUUUACCUCGCUAUCAGAUAUGUCAAAUCCAGUCGGCAGUUUAUCAGAAGGCACGGUUUAUGGAUCCCGGACUGGGAUGACAGAGGACUCCCUCACCAUCUUGGAGCGAAACAGGGGCUCUGGAACACCCUGGGACAUGGAGGAGACCAAGCCAAAUGUGGAAACCUUGGAGCGAGGCCUUUACCUCUCCUGCUUCGACAUGCUCCUCACCGAAGACACUGCCUGGCUGGUGAAAGUUUCAGAGGCCACCCCGACCCUCGCUGUGCCAAUGACUCGCAUGGAGCCCCGAGAGGAACCGGAGCAGUGUCCAGUCAUUGAUAGCCAGGAACAAGGACUCUCUCCUGGGCUGCAGGGGCAGGAAGAGGAGCGGUCUCUGGAGCAGGUGCAGAGCAUGGUGGUGGGAGAAGUGUUGAAGGACAUUGAAACAGCCUGCAAACUGCUCAACAUCACGCCAGACCCUAUAGAGUGGAACACAGGGAAUGUCCAGAAGUGGCUGCUGUGGACUGAACAUCUGUACAGGUUGCCCCACGCGGGAAAGGCCUUCCAGGAGCUGACAGGAAAGGACCUGUGUGCCAUGAGCGAGGAAGAGUUUCGCCAGCGCUCUCCACAGUGUGGAGACACGUUGCACGCACACCUGGACAUAUGGAAGUCAGCUGCCUGGAUGAAAGAGAGGUGUACAGUUGGAGACACUAAAACUACUGGUGGUGAGGAGCUUUGGUCUGAGGCUGACUCGUCUUGUUCGGGACAGCCUAUUCACCUGUGGCAGUUCCUCAGAGAGCUUCUGCUCAAACCUCACAACUAUGGACGCUGCAUCCGUUGGCUCAAUAAAGAAAAAGGUAUUUUUAAAAUCGAAGAUUCGGCUCACGUUGCGAGACUGUGGGGACUCAGAAAGAAUCGACCCGCUAUGAACUAUGACAAGCUGAGCCGCUCCAUACGUCAAUACUACAAGAAGGGCAUCAUUCGCAAGCCUGACGUGUCUCAGAGACUGGUGUACCAGUUUGUUCACCCAGUAUGAGGCAGCAGCACAGUGGGAAGAGGAGGAGAAGGAGGAGGAGGAGGAGGAGGAGGAGGAGGAGAUGGAAACCCGUAAAAACUAAAAUGACACAGUGUCUCACAAUGCACUUGAAACACCUGAAACACAUGAAAAAGGUGACUUGGAGCAUGCGCACUGAACAACCCCACGACACACGAUUCCAGUGCCAACGCUGAAACAGCAGCUGGCAGCUGCUGCAUGAAGGCUGAAAGGAAAAGACAAAACAAUGAGACAAAACAAUGAGGCUUUUUUUUUUUCUGCUGCAGAAUGAAACAACCAGAGAUUUCAAAAGAGAAAAUUAAUAAAUGAACUGCCUUGUCAUUUGCAUGAUCUGCCUGUUUAUUUCUCCACAAUGUGAUUAUCAAUUAUCCUUCAUUCAUUACAGUAAAAGCUUAACUGAUUGCUCUUAAGUACAAGCUUCAAGACAGCAUUUGCUUUGUCUUUUUGUUUUGCUCAUCUUGACCACUCUGUUUGAAUUAGAGCCAGUUUCACUGCCGCAGAUUAAAAUGUGGUUAGGAUUGUUUUGCUUCUUUUUUGGGUUUGGUCCUGACUGUUAUACAAACACUCACAGCUCCCGUAUCCCAUCAACUACAGGACAGGGCACUUUUUUUUUUUUUAUCUCAUCUCAAAGAUACAGAGAUGACAGAUCCUCAAACCCUGCUGUGAACGAAUGUCAUGGUAAUCUGUCCAGCAGGUGUUGAGACAUUUCACCAAAACACACAAAUGUUAACCUUACGGUGGCGUUGGAAGAAAAGUCAGGAGAUCCCCAUAGUCAUUAUAAUUUAUUGUCUGGGAUCCAUAAACAUCUUUACCACAUGUCAUGACAAUCCAUCCAGCAGUUGUUGAGAUAUUUCUGUUUACUUCUUUUUUUGGGUUUGGUCCUGACUGUUAUAUAAACACUCAGUCAGUCAUCUCCAGCAACCCAUUAACCACAGGACAGGGCAGUUUCAUGUAUUUCUUUCAACCAAACUACAACCGCCAACCGUCUCAGAAGGGAGCAUGUAUCUACUUACUGAAUGUGGGUGUAGUUCAGUAGAAAGAAAACAGUUCCAACAUGAACCUGCUCACAACGAGGUCUGUGGUUUAUCUUUAGUAACUGGGUCAUGAUUUCUGGAAAGAGACGCUGCUGUUGAGUUUUUCAAAUGUAUUUUUUUUUUUUAGCUCUUUGAGCAUCACAAGCUGACUGCCAUUCAGUCCCGUUGUAUUCGAGAGAAGGCAGACGUCCCUACGGCUGAUAUCUAUAUUUGAUUUUGGGGUGAACUGUCCCUUUAACAUCAGCGUUUUUAGCAUUGCUUGUUAACAUGGCUCUUUGUCAUAUAUUAUUAUGAAAUUUCAC